Messenger RNA from Plasmodium vinckei vinckei, 3393 nucleotides. Its product is annotated as AAA family ATPase, putative. The transcript has a single exon. The record is from RefSeq and is a predicted model, not a curated record. Gene Ontology annotation, molecular function: ATP-dependent peptidase activity; ATP binding; ATP hydrolysis activity. Gene Ontology annotation, biological process: proteolysis. Lineage: Eukaryota; Apicomplexa; Aconoidasida; Haemosporida; Plasmodiidae. Bases 1 to 3393 code for a protein of 1130 amino acids. Gene Ontology annotation, cellular component: chloroplast thylakoid.
AUGAAAAUGAAUAACGAUAAAAAAACAAGUAUCGAACAAGUUAUGAGUGAUUAUUUAAUAAAUUUAAGUCAGUUUUAUAAAAAUGGACAAUCAUUAAGUGAUCAAGAUAAUUACAACAAUAUAGAUAAAAAGAAAAUUCAAAAGGAUGGAAAAAAUAAUAUAUCAUCACAUAAUAUAUUAUUAAAAUAUAAAAAAGAUAAUAGUAAUAGUGAAUAUAGUAAAAUAAGUACAUCAGAUGAUUUUUAUGAUACUGAAAAUAGUAAAUCAAAUUAUUAUGAGCAAAUAAUGAAUAAUAUAUUUCCUAUUAAAGAAAGAGAAAUAUUUUAUAAUCUUCAAAAAGUAAUUAAAGAUGAAAAUAAUUAUUUAUAUGCUGAAUUAGAUGAAUAUUUAUAUUGUUAUUUAUAUGUGUUAGCUAUUAAAAAAACAUUUUAUGAUAUUAUUAAUCAAAAAAAAAUAGAAUAUGAAAUUGAAAAAUAUAAUGAAAAUAAAAAAAAAUUACAAGAAAUUUAUAUGUUUAUUCCAAAUUAUGGUGAAAUAUCUUUUGACAUUAAUGGUAGACAACAAACAUGUACACCCUUACAAAAUGAUGAAACUCGUAAAGUGUUUAUACAAAGAGAUUAUGAGCAUGACCAAGUAAACAAAAUCGAUAAAUAUAAAAUUCCAUCCAACGAAUUAGUAACAUAUAAUUCCCAUUUUAAUGAGAUUGAAAAGAAUGAUAAAAAUAGGACAUACAAUAAUUAUGCAAAUCUAAAACAAGAUGACAUUUUAAGCACACAUUCAUAUGAGAGCAUAAAAAAUGAAAACAUAAAUAAUGUAAACAAUAAGAGUAUGGUUUUUGAAAAAGAAGAAAAUAAUAAUAUUCAAAAAAUAAAAAAAAUAAAACAAGAUAAAAGACAUGAAAAUAAUAAAAAUGAUGGAUUUAAUAAAAAUUAUUUAAUUUACGUAUUUGAAAUUUUAAAAAAAAAUAAAUUAUAUUGGAUAGUUCCUUUAACUGUUAUAUCAUCAGUUUAUAUAUAUUAUAAAUUAAAAGAAAAUGUGUAUAGAUUUGUAUAUAAUUAUUCUAUUGAUAUGUAUAGACGUAUGACAAGUUUAGUUACAAAUAAUAGCGUGAACGAGAUUAAUAAUGGAAAUAUGCCUGGGCUUAAAGAUUAUAAACAUUUUUUUCAUAACAUCAAUAAGAAUAAUAUAAAAACAAUAUGGUUUAAUCCUUCUAAUAAUACUUUUAAUUAUUUUUUAAAUAAGAAUCCAGGAAAAAAUACAAAUAUGAUUAUAUUUAAUCAACCCAAAACAUCAACAAGUGAUAUAAGCAAUGAUGUAAAUAAUAAUAUGCAUACAGUAUAUUAUCAUGAUUAUAUUAUGAAAUAUUUAUUAAAAAAUAAAAUAUAUGAAAAUGUAGAAAUAAGAUUAGAUGAAAGUUUAUCUAAAUCAUCAGUUUUUGAUAUAGUUAAAAAAUAUUCGGUAGAUAUACUUACAUAUGUUUUUUCUUUAGCAUCUUUAUAUUAUAUAUAUGGCAAAAGGUUUUCACCAUUUAAUUUAGAUUGUAAAAUUGAAAAAAACAAUAUGAAUAAUAUAAUAUCUUUAAAUGAAAUUAUACUUAAUCAAGAAACAAAAAGAGAUGUUAAAUCAAUUAUUUUUCUUAUGCAUUUUUCAAAAUUAUUUAUAAAUAUUAACAGUGGUAAUGAUUAUAUAGAUCAUCCUUGUAGUAGUUCAUUAUUAUUUACUGGUGAAACAGGAACAGGAAAAACUUUACUUGCUAAAACAAUAGCAAAAGAAUUAAAUGCAGAUUUUAUUCAUGUAUCAGGUUCAAGCUUUAUUGAGCUAUACAUAGGAAAUGGUGCAUCAAAAGUUCGUAAUUUAUUUAAAGCAGCAAAAAAUAAUAAAAAUCCAGUAGUUGUAUUUAUAGAUGAAAUUGAUAGUGUAGGAUUAAAUAGAAAUUCAAAUGAUCUAUCAAAUAAUCAAAACCAUGAAUAUGCACAAACUUUAAACCAGUUGCUAAUCGAAAUAGAUUCUAUACAUGAAUACAACAAUGAACAACUAAUUUUGUCAUCCAUCGAUUCAAACAUGUAUAGUGAUAAUCCUUAUGAAAAUGCUGUUAACUUUGUAAAAAAACAAUUUUUUCAACAUAUUUUAAAACAAAAAAAUUAUAAAGAUAUUACAAAUACGGAAAGAGAAAUUUACAAUUAUGAAAAUAUUUAUAAUGAACAAGAUGGAUAUGAAAUGCUUCAAUACUAUUUAAAUAAUAAUUUAAAUUUAAAAGAGAUUGAAACAUUAUUUAAUUUAAAAAAUUAUAAAACAAAAAAGUAUAUACUACUUAUAGCAGCAACAAAUAGGUAUACCUAUCUAGAUCCUGCAUUAACUAGAUCAAAAAGAUUUGACAAAAUAAUUCAUUUUAAAAUGCCAAACUUAUAUACACGAAAGAAUUUGUUUGAUUUUUAUAUAAACAAAUAUAUUUCAAAGUCGGGUUCGAUAAAUGUUAGGAAGGGGCAAUUUGAAAAUAAAGUUAACAGGUUUAUAUGGGACGGAAACACAGAAUAUAAUCAAAUAAAUACAAACAAAAUAAAUAACCCAACUUAUUAUAAGCAAAAACAUUUUAACUCUCCAAAUUAUAGUGAACCUUUUGACCAAUCAGGGGGAUAUACAAAUAUGCGCUCACAUAUUCCAAUGUAUCAACAUAUAGGAAAUAAUAUACUAACUUUUAAACCGUGGCCAGUAUAUGGUGAAAAAUAUAAUAAUAGUUAUAUACAUUUACUUAAAACAAUUAAAAAAAUGAAAGAGAAGUAUUUGAAUGAUUAUGUAGAUACAUACACAUUUUCUAUACUAACACAUCUUUUUAAUUGUGCCGAUAUUGAUCAAUUAGUUUCUUCAAUAAAAGUUAGCAAAUUUAAAAAACAGUAUCCGUAUCAGAUUACAAAAAAUAUAAAUAAUAUAGUAGCAGAAAAUAUUAUAUCAAUAUUACAUAAAAAGUUUUUAUAUGAUAAUCAUAUCCAAAAAAUAAUAAAUAAAAAAGAAUAUAUAGAAUAUAAUAAUCAAACAAAUAAUCCAAUUAAUAAUUUAAAAUUAUUUUAUAAUAGUAAUAUGUAUUCAGAAAAAAAAUAUAAAAUGCAUUUAUCAAAAUUUAUAGAUUACUGUGAUGAAAAAUGCUAUCAAAAAAUUCAUGAAAAACCAUUUGAACCUAAAUUAACAAUAGAUGAUUUACAUUUUUUUAUGGAUUUUAAAAAAGCUAAUAAUAAUCAAUCUGGAAGUUCUGAUGAAUCAGAUGGUAUGCAAAAUACUAAUUUUCCUUUUAAAAAUUCAUUUUUAAAGAAAGAUAAAAAUUACCAUUUAGCUAUGUUAUGGAAAUCUAUUGAGCAUUUCUUUAUUUCAUUAUAUACUGAUUACACACACUUAAAAUAA